Molecule: messenger RNA, 1259 nt
Organism: Pseudophryne corroboree (corroboree frog)
Lineage: Eukaryota; Metazoa; Chordata; Amphibia; Anura; Myobatrachidae
Gene: AUNIP
Product: aurora kinase A and ninein interacting protein
Exons: 4
Coding region: 285-1208 (307 amino acids)
Biological process (GO): spindle organization
Cellular component (GO): spindle pole; centrosome
Source: RefSeq, a predicted model, not a curated record
GAUCUACACCAACUGCAUAUUAGUGCCGCUUGCUCCACCACAGACACAGAAAUGCCCACUAUUAUCAUUACAGUAACAGCCAGGGUAUGGGUAAAGAAGCCGCAUCAGGCAGCAUCAUAGGCAGCUAUUGUAUAUGACACAGUGCAGGCAGUGUGCAGGACAGCUAUGUGCGAGGACUCGGCGGGAGAUUAGAAUGUAUGUGAGUGCACUGGUGCUGCAGACAAUAAUAUACCAGUGUAGUAGGUACAGGUCGGUGUGUGCGGGCGCUGUGUCUGUGUAUACAGAUGAAGAUCAGGAGCAGCAGACGGGCCCGGUCCCCGCAGCACCCGCAACAUGCUGAGCAGUGCGGCGUGUGGCUGGACACGGCAGAGCUGAAGAGGAGAUCGCAGCAGACACUGAUCCCCUGUACAUCUUCUAACAGGCUUAAUCCACUUUCAAGGAGACAUCGUAUUGAUUCUGCUGUGUUUGACUUUACUCAAACAAAAAUAACACCGCUCUGCACUAAACAGACAUCCAUGUACUCGUUCUUUACACCACCAGGCACGAGAAAUAAACAGACCUGCAAUUCACUGGUUAAUACGUCAGUUCAAAAUUAUUUUAAUAAUUCAUGUAAAAAAAAAAGCAACACAGAAAAUAUAAAUAAGGUGAACUCUUCAACUUCUGAACCAUCUGUAUGUUUGAAUCAAAUGUAUAGCAUGGAUGAACAUGCCGUGCACAAAGAGGAUGUUAACUUGUACAGAGAUAAACAGCAUCCUGCACAUUCAGAACAAAAUGAGAAUGAAGAAGUUAGUGGUGUGUCAGAUAAACCUGGUAACCAGAUGACUUGCUUUAACAAUCAUUCACCAUUGAGAACAGAAGACCACUCUGUAAAAUCCUCUGACUGUUGGACCUCUGGUGCUAAAAGCCCACUGUAUUUAUCUGACUUGCCCAAGGAUGAGUAUGACCAAGAAUCAAAUGGUUCUUCCCCAUAUUGGCUGGGUAGUCAGCUGUUCACUCAGGAUACACAAGGGAACAGAGUAAUCAGCCAUAGGUUUACAAGUGAACAACAAAGGAAUUGCUACCCUGCAGGACCACUUCAGGACAGGACUAAUUUUGCAUGGGAUGUUGCAAGCCCGUUAAGAGGAACGCCCCAAACUUUGCGUGAUGAGGUUUCUCUGCACAAUAUGUUCACUCAGGACUCUGAAGGGAAUAUGGUUAUAAAGCACUAAAUGUCAAUUGCAUAUCCUAAAGUGGGAUAUAUAUGCAGUCUUGGGGGGGGG